AGUCCUUCAAGUAUCACACAAGCAUUGAUUGGAUUUAUUUCCAGCGUAGCCUGGCUUUGGACUCUUCUAUCAAUGAUGGAAUUGCUAUUGUUUGUCCCAGGAAUUCAUCCCAAAUUCGGAUAAGUCAACAAUAAAAUUGUGUAUUUUCUAGAGGUCUUUCAGAAACCAACCAAUCUUCAAGUGAAGAUCACAGGCAACAGCGGAUAGUAGUCGUUGUGGGUGCCAACAUGAACCAUGGGGACUUGCGUGAGCUUAGACCACGACCAGAAGAGGGCCCGUCAUCGCAGCGAAGAAAUCGACCGCAACUUGGUAGCAAUGGCUAGACAAGAAGAGAAUAUAGUCAAAAUUCUCUUGUUAGGUGCUGGGGAAAGCGGAAAGAGUACCCUGGUGAAACAGAUGAAAAUCAUACACAGUGAUGGCUUCACGGACUAUGAACUCAUGAGUUUCAAGCCUGCUGUUUUGGAUAAUUUACUGAACUCCAUGAAGUAUGUACUAAACGGGAUGGGCCUGUUGCGAAUACCUCUUGCCAACUCUAAAAAUAAGUCCCAUGCACAAGCAAUCCUGCAAUGCCAUAGAUGUUUUGAUGAGCACACUGUGAUGAAGCAUGACAUAUCCAGCUCAUUAUUUGCCUUGUGGAAUGACUCUGGAAUACGUCUCUGUGUCUCAAGAGGACAUGAAUAUGAACUUAAUGACUCGGCUCUCUAUUAUUUUGAGAACAUGGAGAGACUGACGUCUGAGAAGUACAAACCAGACACUCAAGAUGUCCUCAGAGCUCGAGUGAGGACAACAGGAAUACUGGAAACUCACUUCAAAAUCAGGGGCGUCAUUUUCAGGUUAUAUGAUGUCGGAGGUCAAAGGUCAGAGAGAAGGAAAUGGAUCCAGUGUUUUGAUGAUGUCAAGGCGCUCUUGUUCGUUGCUGCUCUCAGUGGCUACGACAUGGUUCUGUUUGAAGACCCUGAAGUGAAUCGCUUGCAAGAGAGUCUGAAGCUGUUUGAAUCCAUCUGCAAUAAUUGUUUCUUCCGUCAAACAACAAUGAUUCUCUUUCUCAACAAAGUGGAUUUGUUCCAGUUCAAAAUCCUCCACACUUCAAGGCAGCUUCAACACUACUUUCCAGAUUUUCAAGGCCCAGAUUAUGACAUCGAUGCUGCGGCCAAGUACAUCCAGAGACGCUUCCAGCAGUGCAACCGCAACCCCAAGAAGGAGGUGUAUCCCCACUUCACCACGGCAACAGACACCGGCAACAUGGAGGUGGUCUUUCAGGUGGUAACCAAUACAAUUGUCAAAGAUAACCUUGAGGCUGCUGCCCUCAUGUGACGCCUACAUUUAACCUUGCCUCCUUUGACAUUUGUAUUCCUUAUACCAAGGGAUUCUUUCAUUUGUUUGAACUUGAGAUUUUCAAGAUUGCAGCCCUUCCUCAUGGUCAGUGAUAUUGUGAUACUGACUAUGUUCCAACUCCUGAGUGACUGAGGAUAGACUUUCAUUUUGGAUUCUCAAGGAUGCAAUUCUGGUGCUUUUGGUCAUUCGCAAGAUGAUGGCCGUUGUAUGCCAAGUACUCAUCAAUUAGGAACACUGUACGUGAUAUCCUUGGAGUUAGAGCUAUGGUUCCUCAAGGAUGCAUUCUGUCACCUAUGAUACUUCACAAGAUGUGAAUACUGCUGAUAAUUCACUGAUCAUGUUAUUUUAACUGACUGCUAAGAAAGCAUAAAUGCUUGUUAGUAAGCAACCAGACGGCCGACGGCUUUAGGUCCUCUCUGAGGAACCUGGUAAUGAGGAGUAAUGCCUUACCAAAGGGCACUAGCGCAUCGCCUUGGUUUCGAAUCCGGGUCGCCGGAUUACAAGACCACUGCUCUACCAACUGAGCUAUCGGGUCAUCAAGAAUUCUGGUAUAUAUUCUCAUGCUGUCAAGUCAAAUGAUGUCUUGCAAGGGCUUGGCUGCCAGUUAUUCUCAUCCUAAUCAUUUUUUUUUCUUCAGGGCAGAGUUACAUGAGCAGUUAAAUGCCACAUAGAUGGGCUUUACCUUGUAUAUGUACAGUGAAACGAAAGUCAAUGCUAAUAUUAUCCUAUUGACAUUAUGUAAAUGCAAUGAUCUUGAUGCAUGUUUUAACAAAAUGGUGAGAAAAUUCUGUAUUCAUUUCAAAUCUGAAUAUGCUGCUCUCUUGUAUUGCUGCCUCAUUGAUGUUCUCAGGCUAACUAGCAUUACUAGUCGUCUGGCAUCAAAGCAGGAAGUAACUAAACUAUGAUCAAAAGCAGGGAUAAAUUACCUUUUUUUUAUGGGGGAGCGCGUUGUUUGAGUGAUGUAUUCAGAAACUCGGGUAUUCAUUCUGCCACGGCCAAAAUGCACCAAAAUAAAUCAGCAAACUGGUAUUCAUGUGAUGGAUUUGUGGAUUUGUGUUCUUACAAU
Messenger RNA from Strongylocentrotus purpuratus (purple sea urchin), 2401 nucleotides. RefSeq names its product guanine nucleotide-binding protein G(o) subunit alpha. Gene Ontology annotation, biological process: Rho protein signal transduction; adenylate cyclase-modulating G protein-coupled receptor signaling pathway. The record is from RefSeq and is a predicted model, not a curated record. Gene Ontology annotation, cellular component: heterotrimeric G-protein complex. Bases 235 to 1314 code for a protein of 359 amino acids. Lineage: Eukaryota; Metazoa; Echinodermata; Echinoidea; Camarodonta; Strongylocentrotidae. The transcript has 9 exons. Gene Ontology annotation, molecular function: G protein-coupled receptor binding; GTPase activity; guanyl nucleotide binding.